Tupaia belangeri chinensis (Chinese tree shrew) is the source of this 1948-nucleotide messenger RNA. It is a transcript of the gene RILPL1, whose product is annotated as Rab interacting lysosomal protein like 1. The annotation marks the transcript as partial. Gene Ontology annotation, molecular function: dynein light intermediate chain binding; protein dimerization activity; small GTPase binding. The transcript has 7 exons. Gene Ontology annotation, cellular component: ciliary basal body; cytoplasm. Lineage: Eukaryota; Metazoa; Chordata; Mammalia; Scandentia; Tupaiidae. The record is from RefSeq and is a predicted model, not a curated record. Gene Ontology annotation, biological process: cilium assembly.
GGGGGGGCCAGGGAGGAGGAGCGGGGGUCGGCGCUGGCGGCCGAGUCGGCGCUGGAGAAGAACGUGGCGGAGCUGACGGUCAUGGACGUGUACGACAUCGCGUCGCUGGUGGGCCACGAGUUCGAGCGGGUCAUCGACCAGCACGGCUGCGAGGCCAUCGCGCGCCUCAUGCCCAAGGUCGUGCGCGUCCUGGAGAUCCUGGAGGUGCUGGUCAGCCGCCACCACGUCGCGCCCGAGCUGGACGAGCUGCGCCUGGAGCUGGACCGUCUGCGCCUGGAGAGGAUGGACCGCAUCGAGAAGGAGCGCAAGCACCAGAAGGAGCUGGAGCUGGUGGAGGACGUGUGGCGUGGGGAGGCACAGGACCUCCUGUCGCAGAUCGCCCAGCUGCAGGAGGAGAACAAGCAGCUCAUGACCAACCUCUCCCACAAGGACACCAGCUUCUCCGAGGAGGAGUUCCAGAAACACGAAGGCAUGUCAGAGCGGGAGCGGCAGGUGAUGAAGAAGCUGAAGGAGGUGGUGGACAAGCAGCGGGAUGAGAUCCGCGCCAAGGACAGGGAGCUCGGCCUGAAGAAUGAGGAUGUCGAGGCUCUGCAGCAGCAGCAGACCCGGCUGAUGAAGAUCAACCACGACCUUCGGCACCGGGUCACGGUGGUGGAGGCCCAGGGGAAGGCCCUGAUUGAACAGAAAGUGGAGCUGGAGGCGGAUCUGCAGACCAAGGAACAGGAGAUGGGCAGCCUGCGGGCCGAGCUCGGGAAGCUGCGGGAGAGGCUGCAGGGCGAGCUCAGCCAAAACGGGGAAGAAGAGCCGGAGGUGGAACCCGGCGGAGAGGAGUGCAUCUCAGAUGCUGAGAAGGCAGCCAUGGACCUCAAGGACCCCAACCGCCCCCGGUUCACACUGCAGGAGCUGCGGGACGUGCUGCAGGAGAGGAACGAGCUCAAGGCCAGGGUGUUCCUGCUGCAGGAGGAGCUGGCCUACUACAAGAGUGAUGAAAUGGAAGAGGAAAACCGAAUACUCCAGCCUCCACCCGUUGUGCACCCGAGAACGGCCCCCCAGCCCGAGUCUGGGAUCAAGCGACUGUUUAGCUUCUUCUCCAGAGAUAAGAAGCGCCUGGCCAGCACCCAGAGAAACGUGCACACCCCGGAGUCCUUUGGCCAGUGGGCAAACACCCACCGGGACGACGGCUACACAGAGCAAGGACAGGAAGCCCUGCAGCACCUGUGACCGCAGCUGGGCUCCACCCCGGAUGUGGUCUUUCUACGGCCGGCACCUGCAGUCUCCUGCAGCCCACGGUCGCGGCCUCCUCACACCUCUCGGUGCAGAUGCGCCAUCAAACUGACCCCUCAAACAGACUGUGUGCUUUGAGGAUGGACAGUGAACACCGGACGCCAAAAUCUACAGAAAUGUUUAUUUAUACCCAGGGCUAUUACCGUUUGUAACAGAUGAGCCCGAUCCCUUAGGAUCUGUAUUUAAUAAUCCCAUGAACUGCGGCUGGACUUCUGCGCUAACUUUGGUAACACGAGCUUCUUUAAGCCAAAUACGUCACUCGCCACUCCGAUUGCUGUUUGACGUGUUGGUAUAGAAUCCUACCUACGUGUGGAGGUUUUAUCACGUGUGCCGGACUUCACUGGGACACAGGAAAGGGGGGGCUUUGCAUUACAGAGGUUCCUGACAUUGUCGUGGUGGGAGCAUCUCAGAGGAUGCUCAUAGGGCCUCUGAUGUCCCAGGAUGAGGUGGCUCAACUCAGACGGGAAGAAACAGAAGAUAAGAACCACAGGCCUCCCCCCCAGAGACUGGCACCAGCUUUGCAAGAGCCCCCACAUGGCUCUCUCUCGCACCUUGUUCCAGAUGAGCCUAGAGCAUGUAGCAAUGUUCAAGGCAGCUGUGCCUUGAAUCCCCGAGAAUUCUGCAGAGCUAACCAAACAAAGUUGCUAAGGAUGAGAUGUUGCAA